Conger conger (European conger) is the source of this 5111-nucleotide messenger RNA. Its product is annotated as sodium channel subunit beta-4-like. The coding region runs from base 78 to 770 and encodes 230 amino acids. The transcript is spliced from 6 exons. The record is from RefSeq and is a predicted model, not a curated record. Gene Ontology annotation, cellular component: membrane; voltage-gated sodium channel complex. Gene Ontology annotation, biological process: cardiac muscle cell action potential involved in contraction; regulation of sodium ion transmembrane transporter activity; regulation of ventricular cardiac muscle cell membrane repolarization. Lineage: Eukaryota; Metazoa; Chordata; Actinopteri; Anguilliformes; Congridae. Gene Ontology annotation, molecular function: sodium channel regulator activity; transmembrane transporter binding.
GAAGCUGUCUCUGGGAAGACAAGGCUUAAAGUGUUCGAGGGUGCUGACAGACCAAAAGCAGAACAGAGUGAGCAGUCAUGGAGUGUGGAAGAAGGGGGACCCUGUACUGGCGUGCGCACUCAGGGGUACCGGCCCUGGCCAUGCUGCUCAUCGCCCUGAUGCUCGGGGUGUGGGUUACCCAGGCUCUGGAGAUGUCAGUGGGGAAGGUGCCAUUCCUUGUGGCAGUAAAUGGUAGUACUGUGUUGCUGCCAUGCACCUACGCUAGCUGCAUCGGGAUCAAGAACCUCUACUUCAGAUGGCAGUACAAUGACAAUGGCACCAUGUACACGUUGUGUGACUCGGUGAUCCCGGAAGAUGGUGUGGAUCCACAGGUGACCAUUUGGAGGGAACGUGUGGAGUUUGUUGGAAAAAAAAAUAACGUCUCCAUCUUACUGUGGAACAUCACCUUUGAGGACGCGGGCCAGUACACCUGCUAUGGGCGCAACCCCAAAGAAAAGGGCAGAAACCACAGCGCAAUCUUCACCCUCGAAGUGGUGGAUGAGUUGAAGGUGGUUGAUAACACGCUGACCGUCAUUAUCGCAUCAGCUGUAGGUGGGGUCAUCGGGCUGUUUGUGACCUUCAUGCUGCUGAAGAACUUGACCCUCUUUAUCAUCAGCAAAAUUGAAGAGAAGAAUAAAGAGUGCCUGGUUAGCUCCUCGGGGAUUGAUAACACAGAAAACGGCCUCUCAGGAUCAAAAGCAGACUCUAAACCAACACCAAAGAAGGCAUGAAAACAUGCAUGUGUGUAUCUGUAUAUAUGUGCACACACACAUGCACACACAUAUGCAAAUAUAUAUGCUGAACUAAUAUUUGAAAAGAUAUGCUUUUUCUUUACCUAAAAAACAUAAAUGAUAACUACAUUGACUGGUAAACAUGCAAUAUAAUGUGUAUCCUCUGGGCUGGGCCAAAGCAGGACAUACCCCGACAGUAGCACUCUAAAUAUGAAGCCUCCGUCACCAAAACAUAGAACUCAUAUUUAGUUUCAUUCUUAGCAGAACUAUUCUAUUUCUUUCUAAAUGUAUUAGUGAAAUUCCAAUAGUUCAUAUUUCAUAUGUAUUCGUAUAAGUCACACAAGUUAUAUUUUUAACAAAAUAUGCUUUCAAGUGGGUUAGUUUAAGAUUUUAAGUGAAUAAUAAUAAUAAUACAUAUACAUUUAGCAAACUUUAAAUAUGACACAUAGUGUUUGCAAGCAUGGGUGCAAGAUAGAAUCUACAGUACUAUUGUAUAACCAAUAUAGAUAAUUGCAAUUCAAAGAUUUAAUGGAGCCCCCUUUAAAAUGCUGAUUUUGUUUGAAAUCUUUAAUUGUCAUGACUAACCUUUGUAGCAACAGCAAACCAAAAAUAAACAAUCAUCAAACACAUUUUUUAUGAAAAAAAAACUUAUGAUAUAAAUUAUUAGUAAUCUUUGUAGGUUACUAGUUACAUAAUUAUUUAGUCCAUAAUGUAUAUAAGUAUAUACUUAUUUAGUAUUAAUAGACAGUAUGAACAUAAACUCACAAUUCACAAUGCUGUGUUCCAAUAUUCAUAGUGAGGCAAAUGAGCUUUUCUCCCUGUAAUUUAAACAAACCUAUUGGCUAUACAGUACUGUGCAAAAGUCUUAUGCUAGCUAGAUUUUUCGAAACAUAAAUUUGGUCUUAGAUGUUUAUUUUUUGUUAUCUGUAUUCAUGUGUCAAUAGAAAUGUGCAAAUUUGGAUUUACAAAAAAUUAAGAUACAAGAUAUUGUAUGUUAUUUUUGUAUUUUGUUAAAUAAAGUAAUACAUAUGAAGUAAUAGACCGCUUCUCAGAUUAACAACUGAUUGAGACGGAUUACCAGCAGAGCCAAAAGCUAGUGAGAGGCAAAAGUCUACAGAAGAACUGUAGCAAGUUCUCCAAUAUGUUUGGAACAACCAACCGGCCAAUGUUUUUAUAAAACUGCAGGACUGAUGCACUUUUUAAAGGCAAAGUUUGAUCACAUUAAAGAAUGAUUUGAUUUUGUUUGUUAAAUCUUUAGUUUAGUACUGUUUACUGCUUUGUAACUGUUCUUCGUAAAUUUUUGAUAUUUAGAAACUUUUCAUUUCAUUAUUUUUGAAAGCAUCUUCAAUUUAUGGAAUUCUAUGUGCCUAAGACUUUUGCAGCAUACUGCAUGUGAUUUUUUAAAUUUAAAUUGUUGAAAUGUUAUGAUUUAACUAGACCUUAAUUAAAUAUAUUAGAAUAAUAUGAAAAGUGAUAUAUAUAAUAGUGGUCAAACAUGCAAGCAUAAGUAUUAUAGCCAGAAGAUUUGGUUUAAAUUAUGGAAAAACUGUUUGAAGAAACCACAUUUUUAGACCUAUUUACAACAAUUAUUGCUAAACAAUCUUAUAUAGUAAACAUGAACUAUAAACAUUGUUGCUAUAGACCUAUAAAAAUGACUUAAGAAUAAAGCACCUUAAGUAUCUAUCAUUUCCAGCAUUAGUACCAAUUUACAAUAAAAUAUUAAUUGUUGACUAUUACAUUAGCAAUGUAUUGACUAUUUCAAAUAAACCAUUUGCAAUCAAUGUACCUUAGAAAGCUAAUCAUCUGGCAUGAUACUGUCAAACUUUCUAAAGCACUUUGCUGAUGCUGGCACCUGUCAUCAAGGUUCAGUGCUCAUAGUCCUACUUUACUAAAGCAAUUUCUGGGCAUUAAAUUGAACUUAUGUCAAAUGUAGCAUAUAAAAGACAAGCUGAAAUUAAAAUGAACUUUUUCCUCAGUUUAGUCAAUUCUAUUGAACACAUUUUCAAGUAUAGACAGUAUUCCAUAACAUUUAUAAAAUUGUAGUAAUUUUCACGCCAAAGCUUUUUUCCAUCCAUUUGAAUUUAGAUUUUACGUCAUCAUGCACCAGUGGGUGUGUAUGUCCUUUUUUACACAGCAGCAGGCAUCCUCAUUUGAUGUCUCCAUCCUCAAGUCAGUCAAAUCAACUCCCCACCCUUCAAAAAUUGCCCCUGAAAGAUUUGUUUCACAUGCGUAUACAUCAUAUUGAGGAAGCUAGUGCUGCUCUAACUUCCCUUUCAGCUUUUGGUGCAUACAGGCUAUGCAUGAAAUCAGCUCAGGUUAACUGUACACAAGCAUUGUAAUGUUUGCUAAUUCCAAUAUGGGGGCAGACAUAAUAUUUAGGUUUUCUGCAAUACUCAACACUUGAAUGUACUGUGACACAGGCAAUGCUAAUAUGCCACUACCAAAACAAAUGCAAUUUUAUUACAUUUAUUGCUUUCUAUGGCUGCACUUUAAAUUGCUGCAUGAACAACAAUGAACAACUUAGCCUUAUAAUGGCCUGCUUUACUGGCACCAUACUGGCAAUAAUGCAAAGAUGCACAGCUGGCCAAGAAAGAGCAAAGUAGCCUUUUGUACCAAUUACUUUUGCACCAUACAAUGAAGGGACUACGUGAUAGUUUUACUAAGCCUUUUGCAACUAGAUUCAGGCGCAGAUAUGACUAAUUCUACCAGAAACAUGUGUCCAACAGGCGCGUGGGGCUAGAAGUGCAGUAUGCCUGUCAUCCACAUGAGUCAUUGCAAGAUGCAAUUCUCUCCUUAAUGCAUGCGAUUACUAUUAAUCCCAUGAAUUAAAGAGGGAUGAGUUAUGGGGGGUUCACGGAAAUAAUGGGUUGACAUACUGUAAUUGUGGCUCAUUAUGAAUCUGAAUUUACUAAAGUUGACGCAAUCAACAAGAAUACAUUUAUGGCUGUUUUCUCUGACACAGGCAAUGAGUGAUUCACUGAGAGAAUCUAUGCAACACUGUUUCAACUACCCUAGCAAAGAAUCUUUAAAUGGCACAGAUUAAGCAACCAAACAAUAAUUAAGGAUGGGUGUUUAUCGCCAAAAAUAUUUGCUAAAGUCACAAAGGUGCAUUUCCCGAUAACGUUGGAUCAUUGGAUAACGAGUGUGUUAACAAUGUUCUUAAUCAAAAACCAUUCUCUUGUUAUGUGGGUUUCCUUAACAGAUUCGUUAAAAAGACUCUUAAAAGGAAUUUAACAACAAACUUCAUUGCAGGGCACGUUCCAGCUAAAGGCUGAGUAGUUGAUCAAUCUAUGUCGAGUUUCCAAGUCACAUGUUUCUUAGCCAAACAACACUGAAAAAUAAAGUGCUCAGAAUGUGAGGACAUAUUGGAUUAUCAUUAAACGAUUACCAUUUUAAUUCUGAAUGUCUUUUUGAACUAAAUAUAAUACCUACUAAAUUCAAACUGAUAUUAGAUUAAUAGAUUCCACAAAUAAUAGACAGAAUAAUUACAGAAAAAAUAUUACCCACCCUAAGCAUCAUCUGUGCUCUAGUGGUUUAAAAUGAACACUGAUUACUAUGUUCAGUCUCAUGACCUUGCUGCGUCCUAUAUGUAUUUUUAUGCACGUUUGGUUAAGGAUUUUCUGGAUUACAGCCAAGAUCAUUUUGCCAAUUCACCACACUUACUACACUUUAUUGGAACAUUAAACCAUUUAACCAUUUGCAUAUUAAUGGAAUUGAAUUGGACUAAAAGUAGUGAAGUUAUCAAUGGGACAUUAUUGAUUUAAUGUAAUAACUGUCAUUCCAAAUCAUAGGCUGUUCAGGUAGUUAUGUGUAGGCUUUACAUUUUAUAUUGUUAUACUUACUCUCAAUAUAGCCUAAUGUGAAAAAGAAUAGACUAUGAGGCGAUUCAUCUUUUCAGUCUAAUGUAGGCUGUGAUAAUAAGCAUGAACAGAAAGUGUGCUCUGCAAGAGGUAUCUUAAAGAGGUUAUUUUCUGUGAAUGAAUGAUCUUGAUCUCUCGUAACAAGGGAACUAAAGAUACACUUUUGUUACAAAUGUGUUCAGGAAACCCACAUAAUUUUAGGAGUGAUCGUUUCUGAGUGUUAAUAGGCUUUCGGGAAACCCACCCCUGACCAGUUGCGCCAAAGUUGUUAGAAAUCACAGAAAAUUGAAAAAUAGGCACACAUCACAAAUGAUUUUUACAAAAUUAUUUAUUGAAUUAACUAAUAUAGAUCUCAUGCACAGCAGUGGAAAAUGAAAAUGAAAAAUCAGUGUUAUCGCUAGUACAAAAAAUCUGAGUCAAUGAAAUGCAAUGAUAUGGUGCUUUUAAUCAUUUUUGCUAAAAGAGCAUGUUGUUUUGCGGG